AUGGCUACUAGUGGUAUUCAAGCACUCAAUGGUACUUGGGAGUACGUUGAUGGUGAAAACUUUGAUGAAUAUAUGAAAGAAAUUGGUGUUGGACUUACGACACGUUUGGCAGCUAGAAGUAUCAAACCAAGUUUAAUUAUUAGUGAAAAUGGUGGUAAAUGGACUGUACGAUCGGAAAGUUCAGUUAAGACAACAUCCUAUGACUUUACACCUGGUGUUGAAUUCGCUGAAACUACAGCUGAUGGACGCGACGUUAAAUCAACCAUCAAAUUCGAAGGUCAAAAAUGGGUUCAUACAACCAUUGAUAAAAAUGGAAAAAAAUCAGUAGUUAUACGCUAUGUUGAUGAUAAAGGCCAACAAAUGAUUGAUAUGGAAUGUGGUUCAGUAAAAGCUCGUCGUUGGUAUAAACGUGCUUAA
Messenger RNA from Rotaria socialis, 417 nucleotides. The record is from the annotation of a GenBank genome assembly. Lineage: Eukaryota; Metazoa; Rotifera; Eurotatoria; Philodinida; Philodinidae.